CGAUUAAGUUCUUUUUGUUUUGUAUAUAGUUAAACUUAAAAAUUUAAUUAAAAAUAAUUAUUUAGUCAUAGUCUCAUACGGUAAAUAGGUAACCACUCUAGACGUCGUUUCUUUUUCUUUAUUUAAUUUUUAUUACAAAUAAAAGUUAAAAAGUGCAUUUCUAAUUUGGUAUUAUAGUUGUUAAUUAACUCUCUAAUAAGGAUAUAAACACAAGAUAAAAUGCUUACAAUUAACAAAGUUAUGAACCCUAAAAAUAUACCACUAAAAAAUGUAACUUUAGUUCGAAACAUUACAAAGAAAGUGAAAAAUGUAAGAGAUGUAGGUUAUCAAUAUAUGCAAAGAAGUAAAGUGCCUACAAUGCAUUUCCAGAAGUCAUUACCGCGAUUGCCUAUUCCAGAAUUAAAUAAUACUCAAGAUAGAUAUUUAAAUGCAUUAAGACCAUUACUUACCAAUGAGCAGUAUUCUUUGGCUGUCAAGAGAACCAAUAGUUUUGUUACAAAUGAAGGAAAAGUAUUACAGGCCAAACUCAUCGAUAAGGACAAAGCUAAUAAACAUACAAGUUACAUCUCAGAUUAUUGGUUUGAUCUAUAUCUUAGAGACCGUGCUCCUCUGCCAAUCAAUUAUAAUCCUCUAUUGGUAUUUCAAAAUGACACUAAGCCAGAAUACAAUAAUCAGCUAAUAAGAGCAACUAAUUUACUAAUAAGUGCGGUGAGAUUUAUGUUGUCCUUAAGAGAACAAAUUCUUGACCCAGAAGUGUUCCACUUGCAACCUAAAAAAAGUAAUACAUCUCUAUUCAGAACUGUUACUGGGUUACUUCCAGAAAGCCUAUCAUGGUAUGGUGCUUAUUUAUUCAAAGCUUUUCCUUUGGACAUGAGUCAGUUUGGUGGUUUAUUUAAUGCUACUCGCCUGCCUUUGUUAAAUAAAGACAAAAUCUUUAAAGAUCCAACUUGUAACCAUGUGGUUGUUCAGAAAAAUGGAAAUUUCUACAUCUUUGAUGUUCUAGACUCUGAUGGCAAUAUUUUAUCACCUUCUGAAUUUUUGGGCAAUUUAUCAAAAAUUCUUAAUGACAAUUCUCCAAAAGCUAACUACCCAUUAGGGAUACUGACUAGCCAAAAUAGAAAUGUAUGGGCUCAGCAACGGACACAUUUAGAAGAAAUUGGAAAUCACGAAGUAUUAAGAAAAAUUGAUUCUGCUAUUUUUAAUUUAGUAUUAGAUGAUUUCAUUAUUGGAGAUAGUAAACAUAGAAUAUUGACACAAUUUUUACAUGCAGAUGGGUUAAACAGAUGGUUUGACAAAUCAUUUAGUCUAAUAGUCACUAAAGAUGGAAUGUCUGGUAUUAAUUUUGAACAUUCUUGGGGCGAUGGUGUAGCUGUUUUAAGAUUUUUCCAAGACAUUUAUACAGAAACUACAACUAAUCCAUUCAUAAAUCCAGAUACAAAGUCUUCAAAUAACAAUAUUACAGUUAAAAAGCUAGAGUUCAACAUUGACGAUAAAUCAAAGAGUUUUGUUGAGAAGGCCAAAACGGAAUACAAGGAUUGGUGUGAUUCAUUAAGCAUCGACUACAUUUUAUAUGAAGGUUUAACAAAGGGAGCUUGUAAAAAAUAUAAAGUUAGUCCUGACUGUAUAAUGCAGCUUGCAUUUCAGGCUGCCUAUCACCUUAUUAAUGGUAAAUUUGUGGGCACAUAUGAAUCUUGCAGUACAUCUGCAUUCAAGCACGGUAGGACUGAAACAAUGCGACCUUGUACAAAUAAAACAAAGGCAUUUUGUGAAAUACUCCACUCAAACAAUCCAUCAAAUCAAGAACUUCGUUCAAUAAUGCAAGAAUGUUCUUUAUAUCAUUCGGAAUUAGUGAAGCAGGCCGCUAUGGGUCAAGGGUUCGACCGGCAUAUGUUUGCAUUAAUGAAGAUAGCAGAAGAGAACAACAUGCGAAAACACGAACUAUACGACUCAUAUGAAUAUAAAUUCCUUAAUAAGUCAAUUCUAAGUACUAGCACUCUGUCCGCGCCUAGUGUUAUGGCUGGAGGAUUCGGUCCUGUCGCUAAAGAAGGAUUCGGCAUUGGGUACUCUGCCUUUCCUGAUAAACUCGGUGCAGCCGUAGCCAGCUACAAGGCUCACAAUAACAGCACCCAAUUUGUUGAUGCUUUACACAAGUCAUUUGUUGAUAUUACAAAAAUUUUAUCCGAUAAUGAUAAUGAGAAUAAUGUAAUUUAAAAUUUAUUUCGUGAUUGUGUGCAUUAUAUAAAGGGCUAAAUCAAAUUCCGAACUAAAUACGCUUACAUAUCAAUUAUAUAAUCUAUUUUGAAAUUAAAUAAA
Molecule: messenger RNA, 2313 nt
Organism: Nymphalis io (European peacock)
Lineage: Eukaryota; Metazoa; Arthropoda; Insecta; Lepidoptera; Nymphalidae
Gene: CPT2
Product: carnitine O-palmitoyltransferase 2, mitochondrial
Exons: 8
Coding region: 220-2211 (663 amino acids)
Biological process (GO): fatty acid beta-oxidation
Cellular component (GO): mitochondrion
Molecular function (GO): carnitine O-palmitoyltransferase activity
Source: RefSeq, a predicted model, not a curated record